Messenger RNA from Phaethon lepturus (White-tailed tropicbird), 1074 nucleotides. Its product is annotated as Krueppel-like factor 5. The record is from RefSeq and is a predicted model, not a curated record. The transcript is spliced from 4 exons. Gene Ontology annotation, molecular function: DNA-binding transcription factor activity, RNA polymerase II-specific; RNA polymerase II cis-regulatory region sequence-specific DNA binding. Gene Ontology annotation, biological process: regulation of transcription by RNA polymerase II. Bases 1 to 1074 code for a protein of 357 amino acids. Lineage: Eukaryota; Metazoa; Chordata; Aves; Phaethontiformes; Phaethontidae.
AUGGAUAAGUACCUUUCAAACGAGGUGCCACCCAUCCCAAUGAUCCCAGACAAGAAGUACCGCCGGGAGAGUGCCUCAGUGGUGGAUGAGUUCUUCUCCACAGAGAAGCCCACUUCUACACCAUACAGCGUGAACAUCAAUGUGAUUCUGCCAGACACAACGCACCUGCGCACUGGACUUUACCGGCCACCCAAACCCAUGACGCCAUUCCCACAGAUCAAAACAGAGCCUGGCACCAGCUUUGCCCAGCCCUGUUCUUCUGCAUCCGGCUCCACACAGACCCUGCCCGACUUCACCAGUGUCUUCAGCAUGCCCCAGUCAGUGGCAGUGAACAACAUCUUCAUCAAGCAGGAGAUGCCCUCUGAGAUCCCCUUAUCCACCAAUCUACAGCAAUCCCAGCUUUACCAGAUGCCUCUUGGCAAUGGAAGCGCUGACAUUACCACUCUGACAUCCUCCUCCAACAGCACCACAGCCAUCAAUAGUCUCAGUGGUGUCACCAUGUCCACAGGUAACACCAUGUCCGGUGUGGGACAGGGAAACUUCAACAUCUCAGGGCAGUUCUAUGCUGUUCCAGGGGUGAACCUGCCUCCUUCACCCCCCAACUCACAGCCCGGCAGCCCAGAAAAUCAACCUGAGCUCAUCAACACCAUCUCUCCCCCACCAUCCUAUGAAGCCACUUUUGGACUGAAGUUGGUCCAGUCAUCCCAGGUCCCCCCAGUCCCCAAUGGCCUUGGGACCCUCUCCCAAGGGCACAUUGUCAUGCAGCCCCCCAAAUACAACAGACGCAACAACCCUGAGCUGGAGAAAAGGAGAAUCCAUCACUGCGAUUACCCAGGUUGCUCAAAAGUUUAUACCAAGAGCUCCCAUCUGAAGGCACAUCAGAGGACUCACACAGGUGAGAAACCCUAUAAAUGCACAUGGGAAGGCUGCGACUGGCGCUUUGCCCGUUCCGACGAGCUGACCCGGCACUAUCGGAAGCACACGGGUGCCAAGCCCUUCAAGUGCCUAGCCUGCGGCCGGUGCUUCUCCCGCUCCGACCAUCUGGCUCUCCACAUGAAGCGGCACCAGAACUAG